Sceloporus undulatus (fence lizard) is the source of this 2125-nucleotide messenger RNA. RefSeq names its product major histocompatibility complex class I-related gene protein-like. Bases 16 to 1014 code for a protein of 332 amino acids. NCBI's taxonomy places the organism in Eukaryota, Metazoa, Chordata, Lepidosauria, Squamata, Phrynosomatidae. The transcript has 5 exons. Gene Ontology annotation, biological process: immune response. The record is from RefSeq and is a predicted model, not a curated record. Gene Ontology annotation, cellular component: external side of plasma membrane.
GAAAUACAGAUCUAAAUGUCAGAUCUAAAAAAUUGUUUGCCUUUCCCAGGGUCCUCCUUCCAUUCCCUGCACUUUGUUCUUACAUCUGUGUCAGAGCCUGGCCAAGGGUUGCCUCAGUUCAUCGUUGUUGGGUAUGUCGACAAUCAGCCUUUUUAUCGGUAUGACAGCAACUCCAGCAGGGUCCAGUCACCAGUGCCCUGGAUGAAGAAGGCAGAUGCACAAUACUGGGACACACAGACCCAAAUCAUGCAGGGCAAAUGGGCUGAAUUCAGAGCGGACUUGGAAACCUUAAGGAUUCGCUACAACCAGAGUGAAGGAUUUCACACCCUGCAGAAGAUUUACGGCUGUGAGCUGAGGAAAGACGGGAGCAAAGGAGCAUAUUACCAAUAUGGCUAUGAUGGAAGGGACUUCAUCAGCUUCAAUGUAGAGACUCUCACCUGGAUGGCAGCUGAUGUGCCAGCCCAGCACAUCAAGAGGACAUGGGAGACGGAGACAAAUAAAGCCCAGUUUGACAAGGUCAACCUGGAGGAAGAGUGCAUUGAGCAGCUGCCAAAAUACCUGGACUACGGGAAGGAGGCACUGCUGAGGACAGAGCCCCCUGUGGGGAAGGUGACACGCCAGGCAGUUGGUGGUGGCAAGGAAGCCCUCAUCUGCCAGGCCCAUGGCUUCUACCCCAAAGAGAUCGAAGCCACCUGGAGGAAGGGGGAGGAGAUCUUGGAACAUGAGACCUUCCGUAGGAACAUUGCUCCCAACUCCGAUGGGACGUACUACACCUGGCUCAGCAUUGAGAUUGACCCCAAGGAGAGGGAUCUCUACUGGUGCCAUUUGGAUCAUGCCAGCCUGCCAAAGCCUCUGGUCUUGGUGUUUGAAGAUCAUAAUGUCAAUGUGAGAGUUUUUGUGAGAGCCAUCUUGGGAGUCUUGGCUAUUCUGCUGCUGGUUGCUGGAAUUGCCUUCUUUGUCACCCCCAAGCGAGGUGUGAGAAGAGCAGAGGGGGACCUACAAAAGGCUGGUUGAAAAUUGGCUAUGCUCCUCAGGCCUUCCCUUUUUGAAAAACUGGCACCUGGUGAAUUCCUGCUGACCUAUUGGGGAAGAAACGACUGUGUCUUCUGUAGCUAUGAUUUCUUGGCUUCGGCUACAGUUAAUAAGCUCUGACUGGUGCUUUGUUGCAAGACUGUCUUGCCUGCCUGGCUCUACCCCUUGCGGGAAAAAGUCUGGUGAAGUCAUGUGAAGAGGAAAGAAUGAUCUUUAAUAACAUUUAAAAUACAGUACAGUGGAUCCUUCCCUUAUGCAGGGAAUCCAUUCCAGACCCCCCUGCAUAAGGUAAAUACUGUGUAUGCUCAAACCCCAUUUAAAACAAUGGGGCUUGUGCACAUGGUGCAGUGUGGCAUGCACAGUGUGGGCACCGUUACCUCUUCCAGUGCGCUGCUUCAUCGUAAGCUGAAAGCUGCACAUGGUGUGCCCAUGUAUGACUUGGGUGCACUGUACUUACAUUGACCUCUGGAUAAGUUGACUCAGGUUUUUUAGGACAGUUUUUUGACUAAACUUUCUAGACUUAUACAUGAGUAUAUACUGUAUAUAAGGGAGGAUAAGUGGAGACUCUUCUCUUUGGCUGCUGAGCAGUUAACUCUGGCACUUAAUGGUACGAUCAGUAUAUCUGCCUGUCAAAAUCCAUAGUUAUGUUUCUGUCAUGAUUGUUAUUGACUAUUGGGUUGUAUGAGUAUAUCUUUCCCAUACACUCAACUCAUACAUGAUCAAUAUAUAUAAACAAAUGGCAGGCUGGCCAAAUGGUAUGCAGAGAGAAAGGAUUUAUGACUUUAUGAUUCUGGAGAGGGUGCCUGUUCUUCCUGCAGUGAUAUGUGAAGGAUGUUUAUUUUGCUUUCCUUAUUGCAGUAGAAUGGUAGAGUUAGGGCUGCUGUAUAAGGGGGCAAAUGAGUAAGAAGGGAACUGUUAGAAUUUGCUUUGUUUAGGAACAAAGUCUGCAUUCCAGUAGCCCGAGGGUAGGGCUAGACAGUUUGAGUUUUAAUACUAUGGUAAGGUGGAGGGACCCUUUAGUUCUGAUGCAGAAACUUUGCUGGUAACUUCUGUCCUGAUGUCUUCAAUAAAAGUCUUUUGUACUCUGCCACAA